UUAUCUGUCAUUAUUGUAAUAAAACUCAACGAUUCCCGUCCCACCAUGCGAUACGAAGACGACGUGGACGAAGACGAGAAUGAAGAUGAACAAGAGGAAGAAGAAGAUGAGGAGGACCAAUACGAAGAUGUCGAUAAAGAAAGAGAAAUGCGUAGCAAGAGCGAAAGCCGUUCGGUCAUGUCCCAGUCUCUAAACACCCUCGCCAGCGAAAAAAGCAAAACCAACGCCGUUUCCGUCCUUCUAAGAGGUCUAAUAACCUGCGCGCUAUCAGAAUGCAUGGACGAAUUAAGCAUUUUGCGCAGCAUCAACAUCCAAAACGACCCUGGACCGGAUUUUUCACAAUUCACUUACUACCAGAGCAUGGAAGAUCGGUACAUGGGCCAGGAGGACCACGCACAAAUCCGUAUCGGUUGUGCGAACAGUAAUUUCGACAAACUGGCCAAGGAUAUCGCUCUGUUUUACGGCAUCAUUCGAGACGCUUGUAAAGAAUUCAACAAGUUUGGUACUCUAGACAAAAUUUCGACUUGCGUCCACAUAUUGAAACGUAUGAAACAGGAAGAAGACCAGUUGCUACAAGACGAAGAAAACCAAGAGAAGAUUAUCGAUGACAUCAAAACGCACUGUGAAGAAGAACGACUUAAUAACACAAAAACUAUAGAAGACACAAAUUCAAACAUACAGAAACUUAGGUUUGAAUCUGAGGACAUUUACUUGUACGGGCAAAGAGAGGUGGCGUUCUUCGUGCAGUGGGAAGCAGCCAGGCGUGAACAAAAUCAAAUGAAGUGCCAGGAAAAAGAAGAUACUCAUUCUUCCUUCAUAAAGAACACCAAAGAGAGAAUGGAGACCGAGAAUCGAUGCCACGCCGAAUUCGUUAGGUACCUCGAAGAGAGCAAGAACGACUGCUUGGACGGUAUCCAGUUCUGGAUGAAGCAGUACGACGAGGAUUUCGACAAGCUGGACGGGGACAUCAUCAAACUCUCCACCAAUCUAGAUAAGAUCAAGGACGAUAGGAGGUUUCUGGAGGAUAAGUACAACGCUCGCCAGGCGGAGAUUGACGACUUCUUGGAGUACAAAAGGAUUCAGGAGGAGAAAGACAGACAGGUACAGAAGGAGUACGAUGCGGGGCUGAAGAUACAGGCCUGGUGGAGAGGAGUGAUGGUGAGGAAGAGGUUGGGACCUUACAGGAAGAAGAAGAGAGGAAAAGGAAAGGGGAAGGAUAAAGAUAAAAAGUCUAAGAAAAAGUAAAGAUUCGGGUUGAAGUGUUAUAAGUAGUGUAAAUUGAUUCUCUAGAUUGUUAAAAUACUAUUUUGUUGAUAGUAUUUCAAAAUAAAUC
Sitophilus oryzae (rice weevil) is the source of this 1333-nucleotide messenger RNA. RefSeq names its product dynein regulatory complex protein 9-like. Gene Ontology annotation, molecular function: protein binding. Gene Ontology annotation, cellular component: motile cilium; cytoplasm. The transcript has a single exon. Bases 46 to 1245 code for a protein of 399 amino acids. Gene Ontology annotation, biological process: cilium organization. NCBI's taxonomy places the organism in Eukaryota, Metazoa, Arthropoda, Insecta, Coleoptera, Curculionidae. The record is from RefSeq and is a predicted model, not a curated record.